Molecule: messenger RNA, 318 nt
Organism: Acanthoscelides obtectus
Lineage: Eukaryota; Metazoa; Arthropoda; Insecta; Coleoptera; Chrysomelidae
Source: the annotation of a GenBank genome assembly
AUGUAUUGUGACAAGAAAGAAAUGUGGAUAGGAGCAGCAGAUAUAUACCAGUCUCCAUCGUCUCAUAAAGAUUUCAGCGAUGAGGAUGUCACAAGCUGCAGUGAAUAUAUAUCCGAAACCGAAUCGAGUAAUGAAUCAGUAAUGAGCUGUUAUCCAACGUUUCGAAACAAGCUAUUAUCUCAAACCAGGCAUGACUCAAACCAAAGCUCAAGUACUCAAUUAACUCCGGAGAAUCGAUUUAUAUCGCAUAUUACUGCUGAUAUUGGAUUGCCCAAUUUAAAAGAUGACCAUUUUUUGGAAGAAAAAAGAGAAGAGUGA